AAAUGAAGAACGAAACAUUAUAUUUAUGAUGACAUUCAGUAUGAUCGAAAACAAUUUAUUCUUGAAAAAACUAAAGUAUCACAAAGAAACUGGAUUAAGUCAUCAAAACUGCCUUUUCAUGAGUUUAUUCGGAAAUUUCCCUCAUUUAAAGAUUUAGGAUUUGAUUUUCAGAGAAAGUUUACAAACAUUUGAAAAUGCUCAAGAUCGAAAUAUGGAAUUUGCAUUUCACUUGCUUCCGUACAUUCUUCAAGUGCCUCCUAGAAAUAAGGAUCGACCGUCUACAGCUGAAGUUGCAGCUCACUUUAUUCAAAUCUUUCCAAACACUACACCUAUGGAGACUAAAAUUGAUGCAAAUAGACAUACUUCUUUCAUGCAUCCAUUAGUUAUUACACUAGGGGCUCGAGGCAACUUGAUUCAGUCAGUUAUUUUUAUAGAAGACAAUGUUAUUCCGAUUAGAAAUGGCAUGUUAAGUGCAGUAGACCGUUUACUGAAACUAUACUUUGUUAUCGAUAUUGAAUAUGCGCCAGAAUGCAGACAUGUUUUACAUUUUUUACAACGUGUAGUUAUAGGUAUUAAUGACGAUUUGCCGUUGUCAAGAGGUGGCAGUGAUCUGUCAUUGUUUGUUAAUGAAAAAUUAAGAAGUGGAUAAACUUUUAAAUGUUCUUAUUUUAAUAGAUACCACUAUAUUUUUUAUUUUGUAAUUUAUAUUGAAUUUGUAAUGUGUACAUAAAUGUGGCUAAGUGUACCAAUACGGCAAGUUAGCCAUAUUGGUAUAAACAAUAAAAUAACAGUUACCUAAUAUAACAGUUACUUAGUAAUUGUUUGUAAAUGCUUGUUUUAUCUUACUCAAACUAUUUACAUGU
Messenger RNA from Hydra vulgaris (swiftwater hydra), 863 nucleotides. Lineage: Eukaryota; Metazoa; Cnidaria; Hydrozoa; Anthoathecata; Hydridae. The record is from RefSeq and is a predicted model, not a curated record.